Messenger RNA from Cydia fagiglandana, 848 nucleotides. RefSeq lists its product as uncharacterized. Bases 3 to 848 code for a protein of 281 amino acids. The record is from RefSeq and is a predicted model, not a curated record. NCBI's taxonomy places the organism in Eukaryota, Metazoa, Arthropoda, Insecta, Lepidoptera, Tortricidae. The transcript has 2 exons.
AAAUGCCAUUGUCAGCCGCCGAAAAACAAAGACGCUAUAAAGAAAAGUUAAAGAAGGACCCGGAGAAAUAUGAGGAAUAUAAAAAGAAAAAAAGAGAAUGUUAUCACGCAAAGAAGAAGUUAGUGAAGGACCUGACUCCGAAAGAACACUAUAAUGCUAAAAUAAUAUGGAAACUAAGAAAAAAGAAUUUAAGGCAAAACAAGAAAAAUCUAAGUCGUGUUCUCGAAGUCACACCUCCAAGUUCACCAGUAACUGCACAGGAUAUUUUGGAAAACAACCCUCAAGAAAUGGGUCAUAUGGAAGAAACUAAUAGAGAAGAAUUGAGGGAAAGUGAAGAGCUUCAUAAUAAAACCGUAGACAAAAAGAGGGAAAGAGGCCGAAAGAAAAUCCGAAGAGAUCGCACAAAAUUAUACAAAGAAAAUUUAAAAUUAAAGCAAGAAAACCAAAAACUAAAAAUGGCGUCUGAAAAGUAUAAACAACGUUAUUUUAGACAAAAACGCAAAUAUCGUAAAAUAACAUCACAUGAAAGUGAUGAGGCGAAAUACAAUAUCUUAACAAACGCCAUAAAAGAUAGAUAUCAGAAAAUUAAGAAAGCCAAAGAAAAGAGACUAUUGAGAAGUAUUUUUGAAAAUGUCGCAAAGCCCAAAAGAAAAGAAAUAAUGAAGGAAACUCUUGGGUUGACUGGUGGUUUAAGGGAAAACGAAAACAUCAAAAGCUUAAUACGUGGAGAGAAGCUGUUGAAAAAUAUUGUUCAAGAUUUUUUCCUUCGAGAUGACGUAUCACGAGCGACUGCGGGGAAAAAAGAAACAAUAACAAAGGCAAAGAUAAAAGCCCAAAAGAGUUUGUAA